AUGGCGAGGAAGAAGAGAGUGCUUACGGUCAAUGAAAAGAGCUUCGGCAUUUACAUCUACAAGGUGCUGAAGCAGGUGCACCCCGACACGGGCAUCUCCCAAAAGGCCAUGGCCAUCAUGAACUCGUUCGUUCAUGACAUUUCGAAUCGUAUUCAAGCGGAAGCUGCGGCCCUUGCUGAAAUCGGCGCCAAGAAAUCCCUCACGAGCAGAGAGAUCCAGACGGCCGUGCGCCUUCACCUUCCCGGUGAACUGGCCAAGGUAGGCACCCAGCCGUCCCCUCGUGCAAGGCGCCUGUUGGGAGAGGGGGGGGGGCAAUAG
This is a messenger RNA of Acanthamoeba castellanii str. Neff, 318 nucleotides long. Its product is annotated as histone cluster 1, H2bb, putative. Gene Ontology annotation, molecular function: protein heterodimerization activity; DNA binding; structural constituent of chromatin. The record is from RefSeq and is a predicted model, not a curated record. NCBI's taxonomy places the organism in Eukaryota, Discosea, Longamoebia, Acanthamoebidae. Gene Ontology annotation, cellular component: nucleosome. The transcript is spliced from 2 exons. The coding region runs from base 1 to 318 and encodes 105 amino acids.